Racocetra persica is the source of this 213-nucleotide messenger RNA. The record is from the annotation of a GenBank genome assembly. NCBI's taxonomy places the organism in Eukaryota, Fungi, Glomeromycota, Glomeromycetes, Diversisporales, Gigasporaceae.
AACCAAAAGAUUUCGAUGAGACAUUAUCAGACUUCUUUCCCAAGAGUUCUUAUGGUAGCGAUCAAACGUAUUAUGAACUUGAUGCAAAAGAUUUUGUAAUACGUGAUAGGUUCAAGUAUAUAUAUAGUCAAAAUAGUACUUUAUUAGAAGAUUCUCAACUUUAUUUUAGUGAUAAUGAAUUGAUGAUAGACGAUUCGUCAUCUUCAAAUACAU